Messenger RNA from Passer montanus (Eurasian tree sparrow), 4258 nucleotides. Its product is annotated as desmoglein-1-like. The record is from RefSeq and is a predicted model, not a curated record. Gene Ontology annotation, biological process: homophilic cell-cell adhesion. The transcript is spliced from 16 exons. Gene Ontology annotation, cellular component: desmosome; plasma membrane. Lineage: Eukaryota; Metazoa; Chordata; Aves; Passeriformes; Passeridae. Gene Ontology annotation, molecular function: calcium ion binding. Bases 1 to 3552 code for a protein of 1183 amino acids.
AUGGAUUGGCUCCCUCACCGAACGGCUGCUUUUCUGUUCCUUUUGUUGGUACUCUUGGAUUUCAGCACAGGAUUUCAUGUAGAGGUAAAAGAAUGGGAUGAAAAUGGAAUGGCAAGAUGGAAAACCUUUAGAAGACAAAAACGUGAGUGGAUCAAAUUUGCUGCAGCUUGUAGAGAAGGAGAAGAUAAUUCCAAGAGGAAUCCAAUUGCCAGAAUCCGAUCUGAUUGUGAAGAAGACAAUCCAAUCACAUACAGCAUCUCUGGAGUUGGAAUUGAUCGUGCACCCUAUGGAAUAUUUGUUGUUAACCCAAGAACAGGAGAAAUUAAUAUAACAUCAAUAGUGGAUAGGGAAAUAACACCAGUAUUUGUUAUACGUUGUUUUGCUAAACACUCAGUGACCGGUAUAGAUCUGGAACCACCUCUUGAACUUCGAGUCAGAGUCCUGGAUAUAAAUGAUAACCCUCCUGUAUUUGCACAAACUGUAUUUACAGGAUCUAUUGAAGAGAGCAGCAUGGACAACACACUGGUGAUGAAAAUCAUUGCAACUGAUGCAGAUGAACCUAACCACUUGAAUUCUAAAAUUGCCUUCAAAAUAGAGAGUCAGGAACCUUCUGGUCCACCUAUGUUCAUUAUGAAUAAAUACACAGGAGAACUCCAUCUUGCAAAUUAUCUUGACAGAGAGCAACAUAGUAGCUACACUCUGGUUGUGAAGGCAUCAGACCGGGAUGGGGCUGCAGAUGGAAUAUCAUCCCUUUGUAGAUGUAAUGUGAAAGUUAUCGAUGUUAAUGACAACUUUCCAACUCUUGCCCAAAGCUCUUUUUCAGCAAGUAUUUCAGAAAAUUCACUCAGUUCAGAACUGCUACGAAUACAAGCUCUGGAUGCUGAUGAAGAGUUUACAGACAAUUGGUUAGCAGAGUUUUUCUUUAUAUCUGGUAAUGAAGAUAACUGUUUUGAAAUUGUUACAGAUCGAGCUACAAAUCAAGGAAUCCUUAGAGUAAUUAAGGAGCUGGAUUUUGAACAUAUACGAACUCACUCACUGAUGAUUGGCGUCAGGAAUGUAGCUGCAUUCCACCACUCUGUUGCACAUGAGUACCAAAUAUUUGGGACACCCCUCACAGUAGAAGUAAAAAAUUUGAUUGAACCACCAAGAUUUCAUCCAUCUUCAGUUGUGUUUUCCCUGGCAGAAGGCGCAAGAGUGAAUUACGUUGUAGGAACAUACACAGCCAUGGAUGAGGACACUAGAACCAUUGCAACAAAUGUUGUAUAUAGUAUAGGUCGUGAUCCAGCUGCCUGGUUCAGAAUCAAUCAAAACACCGGUGAAAUCACAUUGAACAAAGUAAUUAACCGGGAUUCAGUCUAUGUAGUCAAUGGGCAGUACCAAGCAGAGGUUCUGGCUAUCACCAGAGGGGUUCCUCGAUAUACUGCCACUGGCACCAUUGUGCUUUCAAUAGAUGGCAUCAAUGCCAAUUGCCCAACUAUUAAUACUGAAAUGAGGAAAGUAUGUAUGAAUUCCCCAUCGGUGAUUAUCUCAGCAAAGCAUAGGGAUGGUGAUCUCUAUGCUACCCCCUUCACAUUCAGCAUACAUGGUGAACCUCAGACUACAUGGAUUAUCAGACGAAUAAAUGAUUCCUCUGCAGAACUAGUGGGCCAGAACAUAGACUUUUACCUUUAUAGGAUCUAUGUGGUUGUAAGAGAUAGCCAAGGCCGGCGCUGUGCUCGACCACACAUAAUUCCUGUGCAAGCUUGCCAGUGUGAUAGUCGGAACUACUGCACCAGUGGGGCCACAAGAAUAAUUAUCAUUGGUGGUGGUGGUGGCUCUGGAGGUGGCGCUGGUGGUGGUGGCGCUGGUGGUGGUGGCGGCACUUCUGGUGGUGGUGGUGGUGGCACCGGUGGAGGAGGCCGGGAAGACGGAGGAGGACAACAAGGUGGUGGUGAUUAUGGUGGUGGUGAUUAUGGCCAGACUAGACCUGGAGAAGACUUUCAGGAUCACACAGACUGGCAGGGUUACACUGAUGGCUACGAUGGACGUGAAGAUGGAUAUACUGCCUCCACUGAUGACAGUUACGGUGGAAAUGACAAUUAUGGCAGGCAAUUAGACUCAAAUACCACACUUAGCGGUGCUGCCAUUGGCCUGAUGUUCCUCGGUGGAUUAAUAUUUGUUUUGAUUCCAAUUUUGAUGUCAAUGAGCGACUGUUGUGGCUGUGGACCUGGUGCUGCAGGUGGAGUUGGAACUGGAUUUGAACCGGUACCUGAAUGUACAGAAGGGGCAAUUCAUCCAUGGGGAAUAGAAGGUGCCCAGCCUGAAGACAGGGAUGUCUCACACAUUCUUGCCCCAACAACCGCUGCAGGAGGUGAUUUUGGUGAACCUUCUGACAUAUAUAAUAACACAUAUGGAGGAGGAGGAGUAGUAGCCUCUGGUGUUGAAGAAACUACCGGUGUUGGCUAUGGCACUGGUACCGGCUAUGGAACAGCUGGAGGAAUUUCUGGAACAGGGGAAGCAAAAGGGUCAAUUGGAGGAACAAUCAAAGAGUAUCGAGAAGGAGGAGUGAACAUGGCCUUCCUAGACAACUAUUUCUCUGAGAAAGCAUUUGUGUAUGCAGACGAAGAUGAAGGUCGGCCGGCAAAUGACUGCCUAUUAAUUUAUGAUCAUGAAGGAGUCGGUACUCCUGUUGGCUCCGUGGGUUGCUGCAGCUUUAUUGGAGAAGAUACAGAUGAAACAUACUUGGAUACAUUAGGACCAAAAUUUAAGACCCUAGCAGAGAUCUGUCUGGGCAAAGAGAUCGAACCUUUCCCUGAUGCUAACCCACCCUGGCCAGGCGUCAACAUUCCCUUCCCCAGUCCUGAAAGUGAUCUAAACCUCCCACCACCUGGCACCACCAUCGUUGUCAAUGGAAGUGCACCUAUGCCUGCCGCCGCUGGCACCACAACGGUUGUUACUGAAAACACCUACACAUCUGGGACAACCAUACAGCCCCCAAGGCCAAUGCCGGAUCCCUUGCUCCACGGCAACAUGACGGUGACCGAGACCUACACCUCCAGCGCGCCUUCUCUUUGCGUUGACCCUCUGCGUGCAUCCAACGUCGUUGUGACAGAGAGGGUUGUCGGGCCCGCGUCUGCCUCUGAUUUGCGCGGCAUGCUAGAUAUCCCUGAUCUCACAGAGGGCUCCAACGUUAUCGUCACGGAAAGAGUAAUUGCGCCUAACUCCCGACUCCCAGCAUCUCUGAGCAUUCCUGAUUUGGUAGAUGGGUCAAAUGUGGUAGUGACAGAAAGGGUAUUCAGGCCUGCCUCCGGUAUGCCAGGCAGCCUAAUAAAUAUUCCUUCUGAGUUAUCCAACACCCACAACGUGGUGGUCACAGAGAGAGUAGUGUCAGGAGCUGGGAUGAGCAGCCUGGGAGCAACAAGCCUGGGAGGAGCAAACAUGGGGAGCCUGAGCAGCACAGGUCAGAUGCUCAGUGCCGAAUGUCAUCUUGGUCAGGGAAUGGGCACGGCAUCUCCUGGCACCUCCCGGAGACGAAUGACAAAGUACAGCACCAUGCAGUACUCCAGUCAGUAAAGCCUCUGCUGGCACCCCUUCCUGCUGAAAUUGCCAUUUGCACUGACACUCAUUAGCUGCCACACAUCAAGAAUAUUGUUAUUAUUUAUAACUAAGAAAAUAGCGCUAAAAUUUCAGGGAUUCCUAUUUGUGUGAGGAUCUCUGACAGGUGCCCCAUUUUGAGGUCAAAUGCACUUUGUCAGUGAAGGGAAAAUAGCAUUAGCUUUAAAUUUUUUUCUUUCUCCCUACCUAGCACUGCAACUGCAUAAAGAGACUAGUAUUUUUUGAGAGAUAUCUGAUUACUGAGGAGAGCAGUGAGAGGGGAUCCUUGCAUGCACACAGUAUGAAUUAAUGUCAUAGAAAAGCAUGUUAAAAUCACCAAUCACAGCUGAGUGAUCUCUCACAAUAAGCAGAUUUGGGUUAACAGGCCCUUACUGACAAGAGAGGAAAAGAAUGUCGUUAAAAAUUAGUCAACUCAAGACUAAAUAAGCACUUUCAAAUGCAUCAUUUUACUUCACAUGUAAUUCAAGAAGCGCUACAAAAUGGCACUUUCAACUAUUUCUCCCAUCACCAACAAUAGUUAUAAAUAAUAAUUAUAUAAACAUAAUACACUUUUCUUGCUUUCUGAAGUUCUCAUUAAACAAACGCCCUGACACAGCCUGACAUGCUGUUCCUGUCAUGGUGAGAACAAUUUGUCACAGCUGGUGCUGCCACAUUGACACUAUCA